Molecule: messenger RNA, 3192 nt
Organism: Acanthaster planci (crown-of-thorns starfish)
Lineage: Eukaryota; Metazoa; Echinodermata; Asteroidea; Valvatida; Acanthasteridae
Product: carbohydrate sulfotransferase 11-like
Biological process (GO): carbohydrate biosynthetic process
Cellular component (GO): membrane
Molecular function (GO): sulfotransferase activity
Source: RefSeq, a predicted model, not a curated record
UGAAGUUAAUCAAUAGCAAGAGACUGAACCAUUUCAUGUGUCUUGCUCUGCAGGUGAACAUUGACGAGUGGCUGCAGGAACAAGACUUCCAGAGGAGGCGAGUUAAGAGUACCUGCGAUACACUUCGGCAUCAAGGCAUUCCAGACCUACACUAUAAUCUGACCCGAGAUGUUCUGAGGAAACUCGACCACCUUCUCGUUCUAGAUUCCCACAAGCUAAUUUACUGCUACAUUCCUAAGGUGGGCUGCACCGGUUGGAAGCGCAUAUUUCUACUGCUCCUCGGUCGAUUCCAGAAAAUGGAAGACAUCUCGAAUAACCGGGCACACUACACGAAGAUACCUCGGCUCUCACAAUACUCGAUGAAAGAAGCUAAAAGGCGAUUGGACGAAUACACCACUAUCAUGUUUACGCGGGAACCACUUCAGCGGGUGAUCUCCUGUUACCGGGACAAGUUUGAGAGGGAGAGCGCCGAGAACCGAUUGAUACAGAGGGCAGUCUUCGAAAAACUACGGCCAUACCUGAACUCGACGAAAUCGGUCGCGGGCCGGGGAACCUUCACGAAGGUCCAGUUCGCGGAGUUCGUCCGGUACGUGAGCGACCCUCGCAGUGUAUUCCACAGCUACGACGCCACGGAGCACUGGAAAGAGAUGUACAAGAUGUGCCACCCGUGUUUGCUCCGUUAUAACUACACCGGCCGGUUUGAACACCUGACGAGGGACUCCGAUAUCAUCCUGGAAGAAACAGGCCUGAGAAAAUUCGUCUCCUUUCCGAAGUCCACUAAUCCUACGAAUACCUCUGGUCAAGCAACUUUGGAAAAGUACAUGUCUCAACUCCAAGAAGCUGAUAUCACUGCACUCAAGCACCGCUACGAGAUAGAUACAUUGUUUGGAUCAAUGAGCUAGUUCGGUAUUACUAGAGCGCUUGGAAGCGCGUCCAAGGUCAUUUUCGAAGCAGCAAUACGAGCGCUCCAGGUCUGCCCUAUGAGAGUCGACUCUGCAUCGUACUUCGUUGUCGAAUAAACUCGCUAUUUUGAAAUAUUACGCUUGAUCAUUAUUCCGUUCCUACAAAAUGUCUUACACGCGAUUCAUUUAUUUCGAGUUUAAAGUGGCUAGAUACGUAAAAUAUGCUCACCGCAAACCACCAUGUGACUUCUGUUUCAGGUGAACAUAGUUCGCAUUGCAUUCUGUAGCGAUGUUAUCAAGUCUUCUCCAAAUUUGACCUUUAAUCAAAAGCUCGUUGCACUUUGCAAUUUUUCAAAACGCUAGUAUACAAAUAUUGACUGUUUCGAGUUGUGUGGUAAAACCAGCCUCCCCAAGUGAUCCGUAGAGCUCUCUUUUCCAGAGAAGAAGCCAGGUGAAAAGAGUAUGCUCGGCCGAGGGAGACCAGUUUUACUAUACCAAGAGAUAAAGCAGUCAAUAUGUUUUAUAACACCUCGCCCAUAGGUUUAAGCUAUGAGCCGCAGAGGUGGCAGGAAGUCAAUUUCACAAGUCCAAGCCAGGUCAAAAGUCAAAAAUUGAUAGUUACAAUUCAAGUCACGAUUUAUAAAGAUAGCGCGAGUCCAAGUCAACUAACUCGAGUCUACAACUCUGAUGAGCCGAAAUACACGUACUAUUCAUUGCUACGGGUUUUUUGGUUGCUACGGGUAUAGUUCUUUUUAUGAGCAAGGCUACAUGUGUACAGUCUUUUUUGAGUGGCGGUGCAAAAAUAAGUAAAACUAGCAAGCUUCACGGGACGGCACUUUCGGCCAAUCGAGAUUCAGAAUCUGUGGGUGAGAUGUUAUAAAAAGAACCAUGAAUGGGGCAGUAUAAUACAGCUUGAAUGAGUGACAAAAACUCCUUAUAUUCCAUCGUGUUGCUAAUUAAAUAAUCGACAGAUCUUUGCAGUAGCUGUAUUAAAUCUUUGAGAUGUGUCUCAGGUUUAGAGUACUUCCUAAUUUUUAAAAAGGAUGAAUUUAACCCUAAGGAGUAACAUUUUGCGUAUGAGAAAAUCUGUUCCAAGGAAGUUGCAUGUACACCUGUACUAGCCCCGUAAUGUGGCUUAUACACUAGACUACCUCCUUAUCCGCCUAGCGCAGAAUCACCCCGUCAUCGGUUGAAAACAGCCAUUUUAGUUAACAGUGCUCAUUUUGUUGGUAGCGAUGCCACCGUAACGCGUGCAUUUAAUAUUCGUUUGUGAACCAGCGAAGUGUAGUACCUACCAAGGUAGCCUGUAAUGGUAGGAAAUUUGCGCCCUCUUUUGGUCCAGCUCGGGGCUAAUAGUCCAGUGUAUGAGCCACAUUAUGGGGCUACCUCAGUACCCUCAACUUGGAGUAAUUUCAUGCUGAGACAGAGAGAAUACCCUUGUCCUAUGAGCCCCGAGCUGGACCAAGAGAGGGCGAAAACUUCCUAGCAACAGAGGCUUCUUUGGUUGGAACCUCACUUCCUUAAUUUAUGAACGACUAUGAAAAUGCACAUUACGGUCGCGUCAGUAUCAGCAAAAUGAACACUCCCGACUAACAUUGCGCCUUUCAACCGAUGAAGGGGUGCUUCUGCUCAAGGUGGAUACUGUGCUAAAGGAACAAUAUGAUUUUCUUGACAGGUUGAGAAUAAUACAGUUGAACACUUGUAUUCAAGGAAGCAGUGAAUCAGCCAAUAUGGAUGCUGGAUGUUCUGGCGGCCUGUCGGCUAUAAGGAUAUUCAUUAACAGUUUUUUUUCUUAGGAAUUAACGAUCAGAUGGAUUGACUCGACUCUGAACAUACUUGGUAACGGGUUGUUUUAGUAUUGUUUGAUUAAAAUAACAUUUGUAAACCAAGAAUAUUCAAAAUAAAUACAGUUUGCUUUAUGAUCAUUCUGAUAAAAUAUAUAUGCUUUUGACGAAGACUACUUCUCAAACAGCUCAUUUUAAAAGAUAUCGGGCGUAGAUCUUUGAGGAAUGAAGACUUAGCGACUGGAACGGUUAUCUCAUUGAGAAUUCCCCUGCUGAUAGUGCUGACUUAGUAUAAAAGUAUUAAAAUAGCCAGUUAAUGUCGGUUUUUUUCCAAAAAAAUGCUGGGGUGUUAUUUUUUCUAAAAUUCGUCAACCUUGCAAUUCAUUUCUGGCGCCCAUAAAAUAUGUAGGGAGACACAACUCUUGAGUUUUCUUCCCCCUGAAUUUUUGAAUUGCCUUCCCCGAGUUUUUCUGUUCAGCAGUUUCAACUGUCCUGGUAAAAAUCGU